UCGUCGUAUUCACAGAUUGGUGAACAACAUUUGUCUCACCUCUUGCUCCUCCACCACGCCGAUCGCCAUCGCCGCCGCCUCCUCUAUUAGCCUUGCCGGUGGCCGCCGCCGCCACUAGUAGCCUUGCCGGUCGCCGCCGCAUCUUCUCCGCUCGCCUAUGUGGUACGUGCUUUCUCUUUGCUCUUGACACGUGUGCAGAGUUGAAUAAAAUUACGGACAGAACCGAACCCUAGACUCACUGGUCGAAAUUUUUGUACCGUAAAAGGCGUUAAAAAGAUGAGUCUUGUAAAAUUUUCCAUGUCUGUGUUGAAGGUCAAGAAAUUGGCCGUCUCGUGUACUCCGAUUUGUCUUUAUAAUAUUCACAGACAAACACUAAGAAGAACCAUCAGUACGAAAAUGUCGGCCGAGUCAUCUUCGUCCCAACUCACUCACAUCAUCCAUUUGCCGAUUCAACGCUCUCAACCCGUCCAGGUCGUCGCUGCCCCUGGUGUCUCCACUUCCGACUUCAGGAACGCCAUUGAAUCCUCUUUGUUCAAGCAGUGGCUGAAAAACUUACAAACUGAAACUGGGAUACUGGCUAAUGGGGCUAUGCUUUUGAAACAAGUGCUUAUUCAGGGGGUCGAUAUGUUUGGCAAGCGUGUUGGCUUUGUUAAGUUCAACGCAGAUCUGGUUGAUAAGGCAACAGGAAAGAAGGUUCCAGGUAUUGUGUUUGCACGAGGGCCAGCAGUAGCUGUGCUAAUCCUUUUGGAGUCGGAUGGCGAGACUUAUGCUGUGCUUACCGAGCAAGCUAGGGUACCUGUUGGAAGGCUUAUUUUGGAAUUACCAGCUGGAAUGUUGAAUGGUGACAACGGUGAUUUUGUGGGUACAGCAGUUAAGGAGGUUGAGGAGGAGACUGGUAUUCGCUUGAAUCUAGAAGAUGUGGUUGACCUCACAGCCUUUCUAGAUCCAUCAACUGGCUGCAGAGUUUUUCCUUCUCCAGGAGGGUGUGAUGAAGAAAUUAGCCUGUUUCUAUACAGGAGACGUGUGGGUAAAGAAAUUAUCACUCAGCUGCAAGGUAAAGAAACUGGUCUUCGUGAACAAGGUGAGUUGAUCAAGGUGCAUAUAGUUGCUUAUGAGAAACUCUGGCGUGCAACAGCCGAUGCAAAAGCUCUGACGGCCAUUGCCCUGUAUGAAAUGGCCAAGAGAGAAGGGCUGCUACCUCCUCCGAGGAGCUCACCUGCCAACUCUUGACACUGUUAACCUUUUACAUUGUAAAUUUAAUUUAGGUUCUAGUUUGUGUCAUCAACUAAUUGGGCCUUUUGCAUCCUAGAUUGCUCGUGACGUUGCUCUGGUGUUUGGAGAUUAUUGACUCAAAACAUUACUUGUAUGCCCAAAUAGAGAGUAGGUACUUUGUUUCCACUAAAAUUGAUGAUGGAUACGUAAAUACAAAUUUGUGGUUUAAACUUUUUCA
Camellia sinensis is the source of this 1450-nucleotide messenger RNA. Its product is annotated as nudix hydrolase 14, chloroplastic. Gene Ontology annotation, biological process: nucleoside phosphate metabolic process; ribose phosphate metabolic process. Lineage: Eukaryota; Viridiplantae; Streptophyta; Magnoliopsida; Ericales; Theaceae. Gene Ontology annotation, molecular function: ADP-ribose pyrophosphatase activity; ADP-glucose pyrophosphatase activity. The record is from RefSeq and is a predicted model, not a curated record.